Morchella sextelata is the source of this 2118-nucleotide messenger RNA. RefSeq lists its product as uncharacterized. Gene Ontology annotation, molecular function: nucleic acid binding; zinc ion binding. The transcript has 3 exons. The record is from RefSeq and is a predicted model, not a curated record. Lineage: Eukaryota; Fungi; Ascomycota; Pezizomycetes; Pezizales; Morchellaceae. Bases 1 to 2118 code for a protein of 705 amino acids.
AUGGCGUGGAGGGCUGCAAAAGCCCAUCGCAAAGCUCAGGGAGACAGAGCUACGGUCGAGCAUAGCAACGUGGACAACAUUGGAGAGCAUUGGACCGCUCGCUUAUCUUCCUCCGCCCCUACCGUCGCUGUCCCCGUUGCCGCUGCUCCCCCACCUGCUCCUGUCCCCACCUUCAGGUCUGAAAAGUUUCCAGACCCUGAAAAAUUCGAUGGCACCCGCACCAAGCUCCCCAGAUUCAUCACCCAACUUCGGAUGAAACUUGAAGUCAACCACGAUCGGUUCCGAAACGAGGCAGCAAAGGUUAUUUAUGCCGUCAGUCACUUGGAAGGAAGGGCCCUUGACCAGGUCGUUCCACUCAUUAACGCUAACCCUGCUGCCCCCUUUUCGUCCAUCACUGCCUUCGUUGCCCACCUGGAAGCCUCGUUUGGAGACCCAGAUCCCCAGAAUACCGCCCGUCGCCAACUCGUCGCCCUGAAGCAAGGGAAAGGGGACUUCGCCACCUAUUACUCGCAGUUCCUCCAUAUUGUGGCCUACCUAGACUACAAUGAAGGAGCCAAGAUCGGUGCCCUGACCGAAGGACCGUCGGAAGACCUGAAGGACGCCAUAACAUACCAGGCAGAUAGGCCUAACACCAUAGAGGCAUAUGCCACCAUGUUAAUGACAAUUGACAACCAGGUUCAGGGGCAUAAAGCUGAACAACGGGCCAUUCGGAAUACAAUGGGACAAUUCACCGCCCCCGCUGCUGUCGCACACCCAUCUCAUACCGCUGGAGGCCUCGCCCCAAUGGACCUCUCCGCUCUCCAAAGCCACCCCACUCAACGUCCUGCCAUCGAACAACGAUACACUUUUAUCAAUGGACAACGCAAAACCUCUGCCGCCGAAAAACAAUGGCGAAGGUACAACAAUCUCUGUAUGUACUGCGCCAACUCCGGUCAUGUCUUUGCCAACUGCCCCUCUGCCAAUCGCCCGCGCGGUAACCAACCGGUUAUGAGAGGCGCCCUCCUCGCACCCAGCCAUACGGCCGUCGACCCCGCUGCUCCACCGGUCGCUAGUCCCGCCUCCUCUGGGUCAGUCAUCGACGGACGGCCCAUAUCUUCCGGACAAAUUACCCACCUCUGCUACCUACCGCUAUCAAUUGACUCCCACCAUGAAACUAUCCCCUUCUUUGUCACCAAGCUCGGCUCAUACCCACUCCUCUUCGGAAUCCCCUGGCUCCAAUUGCAUGACGUCACAUUACGGUUUAAGGUCAACAGUAUACUGUUCGACUCCGAACACUGCAGACGCAAGUGCAACUCUUCCGCGAUACCCGUUCCCAUUAGAGGGGUUGCACCACCGCCCCGUUUCCACUUCAUCAGUUCAGCUGCUCUUUGUCGCUUUGCUCGAAUGGACAAACUCCAAAUCUUUAGUACAACUAUUGAGGAAAUAGAUCAAACUAUGGGCGAGGCCCCUAAGGAAGACUGGAGAAUCCGAGUCCCAACCCAAUAUAAGAGGUUUUAUGAAAUGAUGGACGAAGAAUUCGCUAACGAGAUGCUGCCUCGCCGCCCCUACGAUCAUAAGAUACCGCUUAAGGAAGGGAAAGAGCCCCCUUUUGGACCACUUUAUGGUAUGUCCCGUGAGGAACUCAUUGUGCUUAAACGAUACAUACAGGACAACCCCCAGAAGGGCUUCAUUCAGGCCAGCUCUUCGCCUGCCGGUGCCUCUGUCCUAUUUGUUAAAAAGGGCGAUGGAACACUCCGCCUCUGUGUCGAUUAUCGUGGCCUCAACGAACUCACUGUCAAAAACCGCUACCCGCUGCCACUCAUCCGGGAAACUCUCGACCGCCUUUCCAAAGCCAAGUGGUACACCAAACUUCACCUUCGCCAAGGGUACAACCAGAUCCGAAUGGCUGAGGGUGAAGAAUGGAAAACAGCCUUCCGAACGCGUUACGGGCAUUUCGAAUAUACGGUGAUGCCCUUCGGCCUUACCAAUGCACCAGCCACCUUUCAACAUUUCAUUAAUGAUUGCGUCCACGACUACCUCGAUAUGUUCUGCACAGCCUACCUCGACGAUAUUCUUAUUUACAGCGACACCUUCGAGGAACAUCAAAUACACGUCGAAAAGGUCCUGGAAGCCCUAUGA